Linum trigynum is the source of this 2922-nucleotide messenger RNA. NCBI's taxonomy places the organism in Eukaryota, Viridiplantae, Streptophyta, Magnoliopsida, Malpighiales, Linaceae. The record is from the annotation of a GenBank genome assembly.
CCCAGCCCCCGCCCCCCCCUCCUCAAAACCGGCUUGUGCUAAAAUUUUGGGGAGAUUUGGAGCACAUUUUUUUCUGGCCAAGUCACUGGCGACGAGCUUCCGACGACCCCUCUCUGGUCAGUUUUCCGACCGUUUUUCACCGUCCUUGCCCGCACACCUCACUUCCUCCGUCCUACUUGCGUCCCUAGGUUUUUUUUUUUUACUUUACCUUAGUGAUUUCUGGAGAAUCGGAUUAGGUAGUGAAGUGAGGUUGAAUUUUUGUGUUUUGCAUGAUUGAAUCUAUAUUUAGGGCGAGGAAUUAGGUGAAUUAGGUCGAUUGAAUGAUGGAUUGAUUUUUGUAUGAGCUUUUAGUGAAUCUUGGUGGGCGUGUUUGAACCGAAUUCUGUUUAUUUUUAGAAAUUUCACACCAAGUGCUAUGUUAUGAAUGCAAGUGGAAUUUAUUCUUGUUUGCUGGAUGGUAGCCACCGUGGUUUGGGUUGUGGUUAAACUUUUUGGGUGCUUGAACUGUGAAUCACCCACAACCAUGUCACGGUCAGUUUGAGCUUAAAUGUUUUUAUCCACGUAUGGUGUGUGUUUGUAUUUUUGCAUGAUGCUUAACUUGGAGCAUGAUUUCAUCAGUUAUCUGGUGAAUCACCCGGACUUUGGCGACAAGUUUGCCUGCCAAAGUGGCAGCCCGAUUGGGCCUCACUGGCGACUGGAUCUGGACAUGUUUAAAUUGUUCAGGUGCCGAGCCGCGAUGACUGGGGUGCUCGGCCACCCCCAGUGGCGCCAGCUCUUGACCAUGCACGAGGAGAUCUACCAUGAGCUAUGCGUGGAGUUUUACUCCACCUUCUCCCACAUUGUCCCCGCCAGCAAGAAGAGUCGGUCGCGGGUGGAGUUUAUGCUGGGAGGUCAGCCACUAGUGCUGACCUAUAAUGCCUUUGCGCAGGCCAUUGGGCUCAACACCGAUCAUAUAACGAUGAUGGAGCGGCAAUACACCGUCGACUUCAACUAUCAGGGCGCAUUCCGAGCCCUCUGCCGCCAAGAGCACGAGCAGGACGAGUUCGAGGGGAGCCGCACCAAUGCGGUGAGGCUGAAGACCCAAUGGAGGAUCCUCCACACUCUGCUCACCAGAUCCGUCGUCCCCAACCUCCAGUCAGGCCACUUGAUGACGAACAGAGGGCUCAUUGCCCUCUACUCGAUGAGGAGUUCAGCAGAGCUUAUCCAUCUGGGAUCAUUGAUCGCGACUUCUUUCGCCCGGUGUUUGGGGCAGAACAGAGUGGACACUAUGCAUAUGAGGGGCAUCAUCACGAGGAUAGCUCGGCACUUCCGGGUGGAUCUGGCCCGCUAUACCAGACUCAAAAGGACGGAGUCAUUCCCAGUGGAGACAUUGUAAAACCAGAAGCUGCUACUCCAGGGCGAGAGAGGAGCGGAGUACCUUGACGGACUCCAACCUUCCGCAGUAAUCUGAGCUGCAGUAGCACCGCCUCCAGUGGUGCCUGACCCCGAGAUCCCAGAGCCAGCAAAGCAGCCACCUGCUCGUGCACCCGGCCGCCGCCGGCGUCCAGCCCUCCAGCGCCCUGCACAGUAGCCGCCACCACCACCAGCAGGCGAUCCCCUCGUCCAGAGGGUGGAUUUCCUAGAGACAAACUUCAUGGGAUUCUCAUCCCGCCUCGACCGGCAGACCGACAUCCUCGAGCUUAUGGCUCGCCGCGAGGGUAUCCUCCCAGAUGCUGGAGAUGGUCCUUCCACCGGAGAGAGGUAACCGACGAGUGAGACAUGUGGCAGAGUGGAGUCCUUUCGCCCCACUUCUCCACUUGUAACCUGAACUUGUUGUUUGUUUUUUGUUAUUUUUUUUUCAUUUUGUGUGUGUGUGUGUGUGACAUAAACUACUACUAUCAUAUUGUGUUUGUAAUAACCUCGCCUCGAGCGAGUCGUAUUGUGUGUGUAUAUGUGUGUUUUUUGUCUCUCCUUGAAGCUCAAAAUUUCCUACCCCGGAUUCAAAUCCAACUUUCACUCACCAAGCCCAAGCAGUAACAUCAUUCUACCCCUUUCUUACGCCAUUGAGGGCAAUGUCGAGUUUAAGUGUGGGAGGGGGGGUAGUUUACUAGUAUGCUUGUGUGAGUGUGAUUGAUGCUUGGAGCCUUUUGUAUGCCUAAAUUUCAAAAAAUUGAGGGCUCCAAGCAAUGUUGGCAUGAUCACAGUGGCCGGAUGGUGGGAAAUUCUUGUGUUCAUUGGCAUUGAUCUUGAAUUGUUGCAUGUGAUCGAGUAUAUCCUAUGAUGAUGACUAAGAAGUUCAUUAGGAUAGGGAAAAAAUUUAGUUCUCAAGUGAGCAUAAAUGAAUGGAUGUCUUGACUUGAUCACUUGUUGCUUACAAUUGUCAUGCAUUGUGUUUGUGAAUUGAAAUAGAUGGUUGGGUAGCUAGGUAGCCUGUGAGUUUUGAGCCGAUCGUUUUCUUCUGGUGUGAUAGUUCCCUCUUGCCACGGUGUGUAGCAUCACAUUGUCACUAGUAAGUAUGAUGGAGGCAUAGGAUUAGUCCACGCCCAAAUGUUGAUUAUCUCGAAACGUGUCAUCCUUUAGUUAACCCCUUUGAGCCUUGUGACUUUGAGGGUCGUUCUCGAUUUAGGAGCUUCGUGUUUGUGAGCUUAAUGGUAUUAAUAGAACGACGCCCAAUCCUUUCUUCGUGUCUAAACAUGAGUCGUCCGUGUGUCCCGUAGCUCUCGCUUUUGAGUUCCAUAGAGGUUCUACAUAGGAGGUUUGUGUGCGGUUCUUGCUAGGAAUGAAAAAUGAAGUGUAGUGUUGGAGUGAGUUCCUAAAAAAAAGAGCAUUGGUCGUUAAUUGCAUAGGUGGCAAGUGUUUUUACUCUCUAGUACCCCCCUCAAAAAGAAAAGAAAAAGAAAGAAAAGAGAAAUGAAAAAGAGGUAAUAAAAUGGGAUAAAUAAA